GGAAUCGAACGCUCGAGCUUAUAUGGGAGUCGAACCCACGACCUUUGGUGCUACUUAGGGGGAGGUUGAUUAAGGCACUCGAAGCCACCACCUUUGGUGGGAAAAAACAAGAAGUAAGAACGCAUUCGAAUGAGAAUAUCAAGUAAUUUAAUGAACGUCUCUUAAGCGUGCAGGCUUUCGCCUUCACCCUCUUUGGCGUAUGCUAAUGUGACUGUCAAGUUUGUAAAUCUUGGUGCAUGAUAGUUGGGACACCCUGUAUAAUGCAAAGGUUAUAUGUGAGCCAAAUGAAAGUGCCAGCGAUUUUUUUUCUAUUUAGCUACUCAAUAUGUACCACUGGGUGUGUGCUCGUUCUUGGUCAAUCCUCCAGAAUGGGCAUGUCCCACUAUAAUUCCGACAUAAAACAUGAACAUGUAGUCUCGGCUCAGAGAUAUCUCUAAAGCACAGCGAUCUUUUAAUAGGAUGCUGAAUUACCUUUUAACGUACUCUUUGGUUUAUUUUAUUUUUUACCCUUUGGGUAUGUGUCACUUGGGGUGUGCCCGCGUUCUUGGCCAAUCCUCCAGAAUGGUAUAUGUGCCACUAUGUUACACAAGAGGUAAAGAAUCCUUAAAUGUAACUAGAUGUAUGUGUCGUACUUUCUUUGCAUACACAUGCCAUCGCCAUACUUGCCUGGACAAGCACCAUGUAUCACCUUGAUUGAUUGAUUAGUGUGGUUUAUUGACGCAAGGGCCAGAUGUCAUGUAUCACCUUCGUCCUCAUGACAUCGCUGUCAAUUCGGUUGCCGGUUGCAUCAAUGAUUCAUUGCGUUUUGCCCUCUGUUCGGUAAGUUCUUCGCAAGGCGCAGCACCCAGUUAAAAUCAGUGGACUUCUAAAAGCGACCUCGUGGCGAAAAAUAACGAUUCGCCCGCUAACAGGCAAACGAAAGGCCGCGUCCAAUUUUCUGGGGCAUAGCGCGAAGUGAGUAUGAUCAUCGCGAGGCGAAGAUGAUGAGGACGAAGCCGCCGCGCCGGAGGCGCCUGCGGUGGCAUGGACUCGCUGAGUGCCACCCCUGCUGGGCCCUCUAGCAAGAACACGAAGCCCGACGACGCCGACAUAUGCCGCAUCUGUUUCCGAGGGGUCAGCUGUGGUUCCCUACUGCAGCCUUGCCUAUGCCGAGGCAGCAUCGGCUUUGCGCACAAGCCGUGCAUGGAACGGUGGGUCUCGGAACGUAGGGAGGAAGAGUGCAACAUCUGCCACUACAGCUACCCGAUCCUGCGGAGGACGAGGACCUUCUGCGACCUGCUUCGUCACCCGGAGGGCCGCAAGGAGCCGCUUGUGUACGCACUGCUGGGCGUCCUGUUCAGCCUGAGCUUGCUGCACGUGUUCGCGUUCGCCUGGAUACUGAGUGUGCGCAUGUGGGGCCGCCUGCCCUGGAUGUACCAGUUGCUGAACGCCGCUGCCCUCCUGGGCCAGUCCCUGCUCUGGUCCGUCUUCCCCUUCGUAGCCUUCAGGAUGGCAUGGGAGAGCUCGCGCCGCUGGUGCCUGCUGAACGCCGAGAUGCGCAUCCUGCUGCCAGAGGACAACGAGAGCCGACCGCCACGCGGCGAACUUCCGCCCUGCCAGGCCCGGAAGACGCCGCUGGCUCCCAACUGAUGCAGAGCAUGCGAAGCUCGCAUC
Dermacentor silvarum is the source of this 1653-nucleotide messenger RNA. RefSeq names its product E3 ubiquitin-protein ligase MARCHF2. The record is from RefSeq and is a predicted model, not a curated record. Bases 1024 to 1629 code for a protein of 201 amino acids. The transcript has 3 exons. Gene Ontology annotation, biological process: protein ubiquitination. Gene Ontology annotation, molecular function: ubiquitin-protein transferase activity; zinc ion binding. NCBI's taxonomy places the organism in Eukaryota, Metazoa, Arthropoda, Arachnida, Ixodida, Ixodidae.